Messenger RNA from Nerophis lumbriciformis (worm pipefish), 1284 nucleotides. The record is from RefSeq and is a predicted model, not a curated record. Lineage: Eukaryota; Metazoa; Chordata; Actinopteri; Syngnathiformes; Syngnathidae.
AUGGACCCUUUACAAAAGGGGACUGAGUAUGAAGAAUGUGCUGAGGAAGAAGAAGAGGUGGACCCUAGAAUACAGGGAGAGCUGGAGAAGUUAAACCAGUCCACAGAUGACAUCAAUCGCUGGGAGAGUGAACUGGAGGAAUUCCGCCAGCGGUUUCGCGCCGUGCUCGUGGAAGCCACCAUGAAGUUGGACGAACAGGUGAAGAAAAUCGGUCGGGCCGUGGAUGACUCCAAGCCUUACUGGGAGGCCCGCAAAGUGGCCAGACAGGCUCAGGUUGAAGCCCAGAAGGCCACCCAGGAGUUCCAGCGGGCAGUGGAGAUCCUGCGGGCUGCCAAGGAGACCAUCGCCCUGGCUGAGGAGAGGCUGCUCGAGGAAGACAGUCGCCAAUUCGACUCGGCCUGGCAGGAAAUGCUUAACCAUGCCACACAGAGGGUCAUGGAGGCCGAGCAGACUCGAAUGCGCAGCGAGGCCGAGCACAAGAAGACGUCGGCCAACUACACAUCGUGUAUCAGCCACAUGAAGCAACUGGAGAAGAAGCUUAAACGCUCCAUCAACAAAUCCAAGCCAUAUUUUGAGCUGAAAGCAAAGUACUACAUCCAGCUUGAGCAAUUGAAGCGGCACGUGGACGAACGCCAAGCGAAGCUGGUGGGGGCGAAGGCCGAGUACCGUGCGGCAUUGCGUCGCCUGGAGAGCAUCUCGGAGGAGAUCCACGCACAGCGCCGCUCCAUCGGGACCCGAGGGCGUGGUGUCGGGGCAGAACUUGACGGAGAGGAAGAUGUCGCGAGCUUUUCAAUGGAUUGCGACGGCCUGUCAAUGGUGUCAGUGUCUAUCGACGACGACUCUGAGGAAGACACUCAAUCCGCUCCUUCCACUCCAUCCACAUCUGCCACCGUCGACACGCCCUCACUGUCAUCUCCGACCUCCUCGCUCCAUGCACCUCCCUCCCCGUCCAGCUCUUCGUCUUCCUCCUGUACCGGUGACCUUGAGGUAGUCAGCCCAUGCAGUUCUCACGGCUCGAACUCUGCGUGCGGUUCCGGGCACGGCUCUCCUCUGCUAGGCCCUCGGAGCCAGUGCAGUGGAGCUUCCUCGCCAGACUGUGAGCAGGAGAGAGGCAACCGAGCAGAAGGCGCUGAGACCACAUUGGAAAGCAGCUUGAAUGGCCUUAACUUGAGCAUUGCACGGGCGCAACAAGAAAACAAUGAUGUUGAAGAAGAAAAAGAGACAGAAUGCAUGAGCAAAGGACUGUCUUCAGCGUCUGAAAUUCUCCUUCUCAAUAAUGUCUAA